AUCAUAAAUAAACAAUACUCCAAUGUUUUGUGAGUAUCCACCACAUUUCCCACUCACCCCCAAGACAAAAACAAGCACAUACACACACACAGGAGAAAAACAGAGCAACAAAGUCAUCAGGUGCAACUCCUCUGCUGCGCAACAGACACCAAGACACACCAUGAGGCCCGGGGCCGAGUUCGUCACCAUGAGCCACCGCGCGGGAGCGCCGACGGCGGCGCCGGGGCAUGGGCUGAUGAACGGGACGGCGGCGCCGCAUUCGACGUGGCAGUCACCGGUGCCGUACCUGUUCGGCGGGCUGGCGGCCAUGCUGGGGCUCAUCGCCCUGGCGCUGCUCAUCCUGGCGUGCUCCUACUGGAAGCUCUCCGGGUACCUCGACGGCGACCGGGACGGCCAGGCGGCGGGGGACGCCGACGGGGAGAAGGGCUCGGCGUCUGGCGCGGCCAGGCCGGCCAUGGAUUUUCUCGAGCACGUGGUGGUCAUCAUGGCCGGCGACGAGCGGCCCACGUUCCUCGCCAAGCCGGUCACCAGCCGGGCCGCCGAGGCGGAGCUCGCGGCCGCAACGGCUCCUGAGGCGAGCCCGCGCGCCGGCGACGACGGGCAGGAGAAGAAGGUGGACGAGCAGGGCUGCGAGGUGAUCUCGCAGCUCGGAGGCGACCCCGCCGACGCGGCGAGCCGGAGCCGCGACCGCCAAGACGCGGCGAGCCACAGCCAUGACAACCACCACCACCAUGACCAUGAGAGCAGCAGCACGACGGCACUACAAGAAAGCUCGCAAUAAAAGCAGCCGCCUUUUGUUCGCUUCAGCUUUCCCUUUUUUGAGGCUGCUUUUCUUCCCCACUCCUUCUUCCUCCUCUAGAUUUAGGCUGGGCUGUGUAGAUUCUUGGCGUGAUUGGUCAAAUGAAAAUUAACGGAGAUAUCUACGCGAGACUUGAAAGUUUUGCCAAUGGAAAGAUAUAUGGAGCAUCAUGCUCUGCUCCAGUUACAGCUCUCUGAAGAAAUGGACAACACUCCACACCAUCAUUCCCCAUCUUUCGGUAGCUUACAGCACCUUUAAGUUGGAACAAAUAUUGAUUACAUUGAAAUCCAAAGUGACUUGUACUGGGGGACAAGAAUGAGCACUGAUUGAAUUCAGAUUCUUUGCUUUUUGUAAAUGCAGCUGUCCUGCAGCAAAUCAGCAGUCCCACAUGCUCA
Molecule: messenger RNA, 1194 nt
Organism: Triticum dicoccoides
Lineage: Eukaryota; Viridiplantae; Streptophyta; Magnoliopsida; Poales; Poaceae
Product: protein GLUTAMINE DUMPER 1-like
Exons: 1
Coding region: 23-781 (252 amino acids)
Biological process (GO): regulation of amino acid export
Source: RefSeq, a predicted model, not a curated record